AUGUGUCGUGUAAUUCUCGAAGUCGACAUCACACCUAACAGACGAAUUUUACAAAAUGCUGAGAUAAUUGACUCGCCAGUCGUUCGGGUAGCCAACCCUGACACUAUUAUUUAUUUAAGACGGUUGCACCAAGAAUACUCACUAAUAAAUAAUUCAGGCGAGAGGAGGAGGAUAUGGUCAGCACAUGCGAGAUCGGUUUCUUUACGGUGUAAUGUAGAAUUGAGAGUUGUGUGUAUGUUAAUGCGUGAUAGUCACUAUGAUCGAUCGAUUCCUGAAGAUGAGAUUAUAAUUCAAUUAUCGUUUCGUGUUUUGAUACAGUCAUCUAGAUCGAUCCGUAGGCAUACACAAUAUUAUAUUAUAAUGCAGUUAGUUUACGGGUUCCGAAGAAUAGCGAUGUUUGAUUCGGAACGUAUUAGGGAUCAAAUAGAAACAGAAUGGACGAUGAAUGUUUUAACCAUUCUGACAUAUCUACAUUUUGAUCUAUACACUUCUCGUUUUAUUCUUCAAAGAAUAAGAAAUCUAAACUAA
Molecule: messenger RNA, 528 nt
Organism: Metopolophium dirhodum (rose-grain aphid)
Lineage: Eukaryota; Metazoa; Arthropoda; Insecta; Hemiptera; Aphididae
Exons: 3
Coding region: 1-528 (175 amino acids)
Source: RefSeq, a predicted model, not a curated record